UCUUGCGUGGGGGAGAGGAACCAUGAACAUUCUUUUUCCUUUCUCGUUCCCUACUGCGUUUCUCCUGUUUGCUGGAGUUUUUCCAGAUUCCUGCGAGGGAAUUAUUGGAGGAAAUGCAGUACAGCCUCAUACCAGACCCUACAUGGCUCUCAUCAAAGGGCUGAAAAUCUGUGCAGGGACUUUGAUCGAUGAGCACUGGGUGCUGACAGCUGCCCACUGUGACAUGAAGGGAGAACCCCAAGUUAUUCUUGGGUCCCACUCUACAACCCAUAAAGAGAAAUAUGACCAAGUAUUUUCCAUUAAAAAGGCCAUCCCCUUUCCAUGUUAUGAUCCACAGUCAUUUCAAGGGGAUAUUCAACUCCUUCAGCUGUCAGGUAAAGCGAAAUUGAACAAGGCUAUACAAAUACUUCGGCUACCAAAAAAAGGAGAUGAUGUCAAAUCCUACACCAAGUGUCAUGUAGCAGGAUGGGGAAGCACCAAGAGCAAAUCAUGCGGAUUUUCAAAUACCUUGAGAGAAGUCAAUCUCACUGUAAUAGACCGGGGAACAUGCAAUAAUGAACAGCACUACAAUUUUAAGCCAGUUAUUGACAACAGCAUGAUCUGUGCUGGUGGAAAAAAUGGUGAAGAUGAUUCAUGUGAGGGAGAUUCUGGAAGUCCUCUGAUAUGUAACAACAUUUUCAAAGGUGUCACUUCCUUUGGGGAGUGUGGAAACCGCAGGAAGCCUGGCAUCUACACUCUCCUUACAAAAAGAUACCUCAAGUGGAUCAAGGAAACCAUUGCAGGAGUCGUGUGAUACCACUUCAAAGCAGCAAACUGAGGUAACCACCUGAAAUGUCAAGCAAGGGAGGUUUUAAUUUGACCUAUCAGAAGAAGCCCCUCAGUCUAACCUUGUGUAUAAGACAGCCUUUCUGAAACAAAAUCAGCAAAGAAAGAAACAACUUCCUGCUAAGACUACAUCCUGCGCAUUCUGUCUGCCUGCAAGAGAUGUCCCUUGAGAAAAAGUUCUGCUGUUCAGGAACUCUUGGCUUUAUUCAGAAUUUGUGCACUGACAAUUUUGAGUUUGCCCUUAAAAAGAAGUCAAUCCCAGGAAAAUUUAGAAUAUCCUCUGCUCUUCAAAAGGAAGCUCAAAUUAUCUAUAAGCCUUGAAACUUAGAGCCUGAUAUUCCAUUCAAUGUGGGAGUAAGGAGAGAUAUGGGGGCAGGGGAGGGAGCAGGAGUUCACUUCUUACUAUGUACUGCUAUUUUUAUGUUUUGUAAAAAUAUUUGAUUGUAAGACAAGAAAGAAGAUUCAGUGUGUGUUUAAGAAAUUUGGAGAGUUUAGAAUUUAAGAUUAGGGAUAGCUCAGAGAGAAAUUGUUAAUGAUGCAAGUUAUGUAUUCCAAUCAGAGCUGUGUUUUGGUGUUUGUUGCCGUAAUGUUCUUGCUAAAAUCUGCACUUCCUGUCUCUUCUAACUGAAGCUGAAGGAAGUAUCAAGUAAAAGCAUCGCUUUUUUAUCUAACAAAAACAUCUGUCUAGUAGAUUGAGGUUUCAUGUACCAAUAGCCCUCAUUCCAGGCAGUAUCUUGGUAUGUAUUUUGCCUUCCCUAAUCAAAAGAUACAUGUCAGAUACAAAGUUUAAUUCUUUGUUAUU
This is a messenger RNA of Talpa occidentalis (Iberian mole), 1627 nucleotides long. RefSeq names its product granzyme A-like. The record is from RefSeq and is a predicted model, not a curated record. The transcript has 5 exons. Lineage: Eukaryota; Metazoa; Chordata; Mammalia; Eulipotyphla; Talpidae. Bases 23 to 793 code for a protein of 256 amino acids. Gene Ontology annotation, biological process: positive regulation of apoptotic process; proteolysis; negative regulation of oxidoreductase activity. Gene Ontology annotation, molecular function: serine-type endopeptidase activity.